Messenger RNA from Saccharomyces eubayanus, 552 nucleotides. It is a transcript of the gene MRPL32, whose product is annotated as mitochondrial 54S ribosomal protein bL32m. Gene Ontology annotation, molecular function: structural constituent of ribosome. The transcript has a single exon. Gene Ontology annotation, cellular component: mitochondrial large ribosomal subunit. NCBI's taxonomy places the organism in Eukaryota, Fungi, Ascomycota, Saccharomycetes, Saccharomycetales, Saccharomycetaceae. Bases 1 to 552 code for a protein of 183 amino acids. Gene Ontology annotation, biological process: translation. The record is from RefSeq and is a predicted model, not a curated record.
AUGAGCACAUUGAUAUUUGGUAAACACUUGGCACUUUACAAAAUUGUACCUGCCAACGUAAUCGGAUGGUUAACGCCUUUGGGGAACCCUCCACUUCUGGCUCCUAGCCAAAAACCACUAGGAUCUAUUCAUGAAUGGUUGAGAAAAAAGCUACUAGGAGAUGGUAAAGGUGCUGAGGACAAGGAUUUCUUCUCCAAUAAUGGUAUAUUGUUGGCAGUUCCUAAGAAAAAAGUAUCGCACCAAAAGAAAAGACAAAAGCUUUAUGGCCCAGGUAAGAAGCAAUUGAAGAUGAUUCAUCACCUAAACAAGUGUCCAUCGUGUGGCCAUUAUAAGAGAGCUAAUACUCUGUGCAUGUACUGUGUAGGGCAGAUACGUCAUAUAUGGAAAACACACACCGCUAAGGAAGAAAUAAAACCAAGACAAGAGGAGGACCUUUCAGAAUUAGAUCAAAGGGUCUUAUACCCUGGUAAAAAGGAAACCAAAUAUGCCAAGGAUUUGAAAGAUAAGGAUAAAUACCUGGAACGCCGUGUUCGAACGUUAAAGAAGGAAUAG